Penaeus vannamei (Pacific white shrimp) is the source of this 645-nucleotide messenger RNA. The record is from RefSeq and is a predicted model, not a curated record. NCBI's taxonomy places the organism in Eukaryota, Metazoa, Arthropoda, Malacostraca, Decapoda, Penaeidae.
AUGGCCGGUUAUUUACACGUCUAUGAGUCGGUCGGUGUUUCUCUGGGCGCGAGGUGGGCGGGGCCCGUCAAUCAGGUACACAGCCCCCCCCGACAGCUACCCCCGACAGCUAGUUUACCCCCACAGGUAGUCACCCGACAGAGAUUACCGCGACAGCUAGUUACCCCCGACAGCCCCGACAGAGUUACCCCCGAGCCCCGACAGCUAGUUACCCACCGACAACCCCCGACAGGUAGUUCACCCCCGACAGGUAGAUUUACCCCGACAGCUAGUCCCGACAGCCCCCGACAGCUAGUUACCCCCGACAGGCUAGUUACCCCGACAGGUAGUACCCCGUUUACCCCGACAGUCACCCUUAGCUUACCCCCGACAGGAGUCACCCCCGUGGUAGUCACCCGACAGGUAGUUACCCCGACAACUAGAUUACCUCCGACAGGUCAAGUUACCCCGACAGCUAGUCACCCCCGACAGGUAGUUACCACAGGUCCCCGACAGUACAGGGUAGUCACCCCCACUAGCGGAGAUCCCGACCAAGUCCUCCAAACCAAACCGGCAUCCAGACGACCUCCUCGCCCCGACCUCCCGCCGUGCAAUUACCAAUCAACAGCAUAUUGUGAGCAACAAACUACAUUCGGAGAUAACUGA